AUGCCCUCGGUCAGCACAUCCUCGACAUCGCACCAACGUCCACGCGAAAUGAAGCGCCUCAUAACAUCCCUCCGCAAGGCCCCAACUCCACUCUCAUCACCACUGCCACCCUCCCCACCCCCGACCCCCUGCCCCUGGCUCUGGCGCUGCCACUCCUGCUACACAAUCUACCGCCUCGCCGUGACCCGGCGCUGCCUCGACUGCGACCACACCUUCUGCCUGGGCGAGCCCGCCUCCCCGCCAAAGGGCAAGAAGCGCAAGCGCGGCGGGCCGUGCAAGGCCGAGUUCGACUACACGGGCUGGAAGGCCCGGGGCUCGUGGCGCCGGACGGUGCUGCUGAACGGUGACGCGGCCGGCACCGCCACAGGCCUCGUCGCCAAGAAGAAUGAACAGAACUGGGGCAACGAGCACAGGGCAGCCACCGAGGCCAUAGGCGACGAGGCCCGCUUCGAGGACAAGCGCGAGCGCCUGUUCCUGCGCAGGCGGCACAGCUGCUUCGUCCACUGCGACUUCCCCAGCGAGUGCCACCACUCGCUGUUCCGCGCGCAGCAGGAGGGACGCCCGAUCCUCCGCGAGGCCGAGGCGCUGGACGCCGCUGAGGCCGCUGCGCUGGAGGAGGCGGAGGCGGAGGAGCGCGAGAGGGAGGGCAAGCGGUGGACCAGGCGGCUCACGGUGCAGGAGUACAAGCAGCGGCGGGCCGAGAGGCGCAGGAAGUCGAAGUCGGCGGCGGUGGUGUGCAUGUCCGAUGCGGAUCUCUCGACCGUGACUGAGGAGGAUGACGACGACGACAACGACAACGACAACGUAUCACCGUGCUCGCCCACGUCUCCCGACCCGCCGGGCGAUCUCAUGCGCGAUGUGUCGCCCGUCGAGUACGACGAGGACAACGAGCAGCCGCUCUCCCCGAGCGGCCGGCGCAGGGCCUCGCUGCUCGCGACGACGGACACGCCGGUCGACUUCGCGACCACCGCGGCACCGCUCAGCUUUGACGAUACCUACAGCGACGACGAGGAGGAGUACGGCGGCUGCGACGAGCCCGGGGCGCACAACGAGGACCAGCGGCACCGCGCCAAGUCCCGCCGCAAGAUCGCCCAGCUCACGGGCGAGGGGCUCGAGUCCUUUGGGCCCUUCAUCCUGGACACUUCCGCGCCGUCGCCAACAUCACCGCCGGCGGCAGCAGCAACAACCACGAUGCACGUGGACAGGUCUGGUAACAACCCCACAGCCCUCGACCUCCAGGCCGCGUGGAGCGAGCAGGCCUGGUUCAGCUCGUCGUCAACCCGGGAGCCGCUUUCCCCCAAGAGCCCCGAGCGCGUGGGCAAGAGAGAUAGGAUGCUCGCCCUGCUGGGGCGGCGGGGCAGCGGAGGGGACGCGUCCAGCCCGCGACAGCCUGCGCAGGAGAUUCACCAGCCCCGCCAACAGCACCACGCCGACGCGACAGCAGUGGCGGGCGAGGAAUGGGAAUCCUGGUCCGACUCGUCCUCGUCCUCGUCCUCAUCCGCCUCCUCAGGGGCCUCACUGCUCUUGUCGUCGGGCACCGAAGGACACAGGGGAGUCAUGCCAGGGCCGACGAUCGUGGACGACGACGACACCGACGAUGACGGGGACGUCCCCAUGCGCGAUGCCACUGCCCAGUCCCCGCCGCCGACCAAGGACGUCGACGACGAGGACAUGGCCCCCCCGAUGACUCGCACAGGCGGCCAUGGCGUGGGCGCGAGGGGUGACGAGGCGCGUGACCUCAGGGCGCUGCUCAGGAUGAGGAACGCUUUCAUGAGGGGUGAGAUGAUAUGA
Messenger RNA from Diaporthe citri, 1791 nucleotides. RefSeq lists its product as uncharacterized. Lineage: Eukaryota; Fungi; Ascomycota; Sordariomycetes; Diaporthales; Diaporthaceae. Bases 1 to 1791 code for a protein of 596 amino acids. The transcript has a single exon. The record is from RefSeq and is a predicted model, not a curated record.